Messenger RNA from Trichomonas vaginalis G3, 971 nucleotides. RefSeq names its product protein of unknown function, DUF4106 family. NCBI's taxonomy places the organism in Eukaryota, Parabasalia, Trichomonadida, Trichomonadidae. The record is from RefSeq and is a predicted model, not a curated record. The transcript has a single exon. The annotation marks the transcript as partial.
AUGAACGGAAAUGUUUCCGAAUGGUAUAACGAAUGCGACAAUGCCAUUAGAAGGUCAGAAAUAGUUCCUGGAACUUACGAAUAUACAACUGCUGUUUCUUAUGGAAACGUAGGUGAGUUUGGAGAAGGUUCUUCAACAACAGUAGAUAUUGCUUGCGACAGGUUUCAUAUUAUUUCUAUUGACAACUCAUUCUUAUACGUGGAACAAGACAUUGAAAUAAAACCUUCUGCCAAGUUGUCUGACAAGAAAGGUUGCAAUGGAAUUUUCUAUGUCGGAUACCAAUAUGCUCCAGAAGUUUUCAUGGGAUAUAAGAUAUAUUCUAACUCUGACUUAGUUCAAACAGUAACAUGGGCAAACUAUGAAUGGUUCGCUUUGAGAAACUCAGUACAACCACAAGCUAGAGAACAAACAGACCAGUAUGCAAAUAUUGAGAAAAUAAGAAGACUUGACCCUAACGUUCCAGGAGUUUAUGUUAACCUUUCUGGACAAACUGCAGCAGCAGUAACCAAAGUAAAACUGAAACUUAGAGUUCCUUUGUCAUCUUUCCUCAUCUUCAGGUUUUUAAGAUACUUGCCAAACUGGGCAGGAAAAAUUUCUAUCGAACUUACUCCAAGCAAAAAUAACUUAGUCAUUGCACCAACACAAGACCCAUUCACUCUUACAGACGUAAAGGGAACAAAUAAAACGUCAUUCGCCGAAUUUUGCAAAGACAAAGUUGACUUAGACAUUGGUUUCUCAAACCUCAACACUGAAGUAAACUAUUAUUUCAAUGCUGCUGGAGAUGCUUGGGACCCAGUUAAGUUCACAUGCGAAAAAUUUGAAUGCAAGAGAAUAGAAAGCAGACUUGCAGUCUAUAUGUUGGACCCAGAUAUUUCAAAUGCUUUAGCUGCCAAAUAUAUUGCAGUUCCACUUAUGUUCCCUAUACACCAAAUAUCUGUCAAAGACUUUGCAGGUGAAGUUGGAAACCAAAG